Molecule: messenger RNA, 1136 nt
Organism: Mizuhopecten yessoensis (Yesso scallop)
Lineage: Eukaryota; Metazoa; Mollusca; Bivalvia; Pectinida; Pectinidae
Exons: 3
Coding region: 122-670 (182 amino acids)
Source: RefSeq, a predicted model, not a curated record
GACGUGCAGAAAGGACAGACUGCCCAGCAACUUCCAGCUCUACACUAGACUUCCGAAUCGCACCGGUGUUUUACCUCUUGGAUUAGGCUGCUAGUACCGUUUACCAAACCAAAUAAAGACAAUGAAUUCAUACAUUGCCAUCGCCCUCGUGCUGUGUGUAGCCGUUGCUCAAGUACAUUCACAAGCAGCCGUUGGUAACACCCCGCCAUCUGGUGCCGGCAUGAUUGAUCUGAUGAAUAUGAUGAAGAAUCGAGGCGGUAAGGGGAUGCCGAUGGGUAUGCCGAUGGGCAUGCCGCCAAUGGGAAUGAGUAUGGGAAUGCCCGGCCAAAACUCGCUGUUUUCAGCUCGACCUAAAAUGGGUGGUGCCCUCCCGUUUAUCAUGAAGAUGAGAAUGCUGGACGCUAUGGGAAUCGAAAAUCCUCUUUUAAUGAUGAAUAUGUUAGGUGGUGGUAUGGGAGGACUUGGGGCAAUGAGUGGUAUGGGACCCACACCAAGAGGAAUAGGAGGAAUGAUGAGCGGUAUGCCGAGCGGUAUGCCGAGCAGUAUGCCGGCCGGUAUGCAAGGAAGUGGACCAAUGCCAUUGAUGGGCGGCGCCAAAAAUGGGGGCGGUAAUAACUUCAUGAACAAAAUGCUUCAGAUGAGGAUGCUUGCAAGCAUGGACCUAUUGUGAUCUAUUUGUAUUUGAAAUUUCUUAUUGAAAAUGUUUAUAACAAUUCUUCGUCGACAUGACUUUCCACUUAAAACACACAAUGAGACUAAAAAAGGAAAGUAUUUAUAGGUAUGCUAGAAAGUGACGUAGAGGCUCCAACAUUACCCAUCUCACAAUUUUGUUAAUUGCCUGUACAGAAAACAUAUAAUCUGCAUAGGAUUAAUAGCAAAAUGAAAGUUUGUAUAGUGUAUCAAUACUGAAACAAUGUCUGCCGCAUAACUUUUUGUGAUUUCGUCUUUCGCUAUGAAAAAGCAAAAGUCCACAAAUCAACCCAACUGUGUAUAAAGAGUUACAACCAAAUAAUGAAACUUAUAUAGAGGCAGUAUAUAUUUACAUAAAUGAGACUAUUAACACAAAUUAUGAGAUGGGCAUAUUUGCUUAGUCGUAUUGCCUUGUGAGUGCUUUUAAAUAAAACUAAAACAAAUAA